Haemorhous mexicanus (house finch) is the source of this 2821-nucleotide messenger RNA. It is a transcript of the gene HOXA3, whose product is annotated as homeobox A3. The record is from RefSeq and is a predicted model, not a curated record. The transcript has 4 exons. Gene Ontology annotation, biological process: regulation of transcription by RNA polymerase II. The coding region runs from base 1009 to 2250 and encodes 413 amino acids. Gene Ontology annotation, molecular function: RNA polymerase II cis-regulatory region sequence-specific DNA binding; DNA-binding transcription factor activity, RNA polymerase II-specific. NCBI's taxonomy places the organism in Eukaryota, Metazoa, Chordata, Aves, Passeriformes, Fringillidae. Gene Ontology annotation, cellular component: nucleus.
CGUUUAGAAGGGGGCUGGAAAUAAUAGCUUUAAGAUUUGGGCUUUCUUCGGGGCUUGCAGAGGACAUGCGACGCGGAGCAGAGUGCCGGGCCUCGGGAGCCAGCGCCGGUUAAUUAGGCUAAGUAUCAAAGUGCAGCGUUAUAAGGAUUCCUCUUACCUUCCAAUGGGUUUUGUGUAAAGAAAUAUUGGUGUGGGAGGAAAGAGAAUCUGACCAGUCUUCCCCCAUAGUCAUCUGCAUCUCUUAGAUUUUUUUUCUCCUCCCUUUAAACUCUUCUUUAACAUAUUGGGUUAAGGCUUUAAAAAGCAAAGGCUCGCGCUAAGAAACCCUGUUCCUUCAAUGAUUCCCUAUUUCAAAUAAAAGGAUUUAAGUUGACGUAUGACCACGUGAGCACAUAAUACAGCGCAUUAUUGUGGCAUUUGGAGUGGAGACCCGGUCUGGCUCCGUCUGCGAUUACGCUUUUCCAGUUUCUGUUCAGAGCAAGCACUGCUUUCUAUUAUUUUUUUUUCCCUCCUGCCCCCAUCACCGUCCCCACAAGAGCUGGCCAUUUCGCUGACAGCUUUCGUUCCUUAUGGAAAGGUUAUUGUCGAGCCGAGAGGACGAAAUGCUUCGUUAGAAAGGAUGGAUUUUAUUUUAAGGUAGGAUCUGGCUGAUUCCACGAAAAGUUAGUGUCUUGAAAAUAACUGCUGAAAAAAACAAACCAACGACCGCCCCUGCUGGCCUCUCUGGAGGGGCUUUGAGCGGCGCCGGGCGCAGUUGAGGCCGGACCCACUCGCGAGUGGGAGGCAGGCUCGGGGGCUCCGUGGAACGGCCCAAGCCGCGCUCCAGGACCGAGAGGGAGCCGCUGCGGGCGGCGGGCGGGGCUCGCCCGGGCAGAAACCACUGCUGCCAGGGUCUGCCCGGAGAGGCCAUUGGAGGAAGAGUGCCACGUGACAGAGGGGUGCCAAUGUUAUUCUCCAAGGGUGUCAAGACCCUGUCAGUUUGCGAAAUAAAUAUUGGGAAACAACGAAAUGCAAAAAGCGACCUACUACGACAGCUCUGCAAUCUAUGGUGCCUACCCCUACCAAGGAGCAAAUGGUUUCACUUAUAAUGCGAGUCAGCAGCAAUAUCCUCCAUCUUCAUCACUUGUGGAAACUGAGUACCACCGCCCCGCGUGCUCCCUCCAGUCCCCUGGCAGCUCUGUGUCCCACCACAAGGCCAAUGACAUCAGUGAGAGUUGCAUGAGGACCCUCCCCAGCCAGACUCUCCAGCCCCCCAGCCUCGCUGACCCACAGGCUCCACCGCAGCCGCCUCCAGCCCAGCAGUCACAACCUCCACCUCCGGCCUCCACCUCACCAUCUCAAAAUGCCAGCAGCAACCCUGCCCCGGCCAACCCUACCAAGAGCCCAGCUCUUAACUCACCCACCGUGUCCAAACAGAUAUUCCCAUGGAUGAAGGAGUCUCGGCAAAACACAAAGCAGAAAAACAGCAGUUCCAGUUCAGGUGAGAGUUGUGCUGGUGAUAAAAGCCCUCCAGGGCAAGCCUCCUCUAAGCGAGCCCGUACAGCUUACACAAGUGCCCAGCUGGUAGAACUGGAAAAGGAGUUCCACUUCAAUAGGUACCUUUGCAGGCCACGAAGGGUAGAAAUGGCUAAUUUGCUCAAUCUCACAGAAAGACAGAUCAAAAUCUGGUUUCAAAAUCGCAGAAUGAAAUACAAAAAGGAUCAAAAGGGAAAGGGUAUGAUGACCUCUUCAGGAGGACAGUCCCCAAGCAGAAGCCCUGUCCCUCCAGCUGCUGGGGGAUAUCUAAACUCUAUGCAUUCUUUAGUAAACAGUGUCCCCUAUGAACCCCAGUCGCCUCCACCAUUUAACAAGCCUCAUCAAAACACCUAUGGCAUCCCUGCAUCGUAUACUGCUCCUCUUAAUAAUUGCCCACCUCCUCAAAAGAGAUACACGGGGACAGCAGCUGUGACACCUGAAUAUGAUACUCAUCCUCUUCAAGGCAACGGUUAUGGGAAUCCACAUAUACAGGGAAGCCCCGUCUACGUAGGGGGCAACUACGUGGAGACCAUGACCAAUUCUGGGCCUUCCAUCUUUGGUCUAACUCAUCUCCCUCAUCCUCCCUCUGCCAACAUGGACUACAGCGGGGCUGGGCCAAUGGCCAACAAUCACCACCAUGGACCUUGUGAUCCACAUCCAACAUACACAGACCUUACCGCUCACCAUCCUUCUCAGGGAAGAAUUCAGGAAGCGCCCAAACUCACUCAUCUGUAAGAGACAGGAGUCACUAAGAGGAACAGCAAGCCCCCAAGUUUUGGAAAGUACUCACCCCUUCCCUUCUCUCUCCUCCCCCCAACAUGUGCCCUCCCCUUCCCUUCUCGUUUCUUUUGUUCGUUUUGGUUUGUUUUGUUUCCUUUCGUAAAAGCGUUUUCUAGUUUAUGUGACGUAGCAAUAUUUGUUGCUUGAAUUGCUCUAUAGUUUCACUAGUGGAUAUUUAUCUUCUUGAACUGUAGCCUUGUGUCUCACUUUGGGAGUAUGCAGAGGCUUUAUACUUUACCUUCUACACUUUUAUCAAAACAGGGUAUAUGAACAAAUUUUCUAUAAAAGGAAUUCUUAAAUGUGAAUUUGUUCGUACAUGAUUGAUCCCACGGGGAAGCAAUUUUUUUUAUUGCACUUCUUUUAAAUAGCAAGAAAGACAUCAAAAGCGCUUGGACAGGGACUUCCUGGACAAUUAUUGAUACGUGUAAGUCUUUCAAUGUGUGUAUGCUGGUGAACAUUCAGAUUUAUUUAUAUUUUUUUUUUCGCAAACAUUGAAUAAUCUAAGUGUUUAAAAUUUUAUUUAUCC